Messenger RNA from Darwinula stevensoni, 1280 nucleotides. NCBI's taxonomy places the organism in Eukaryota, Metazoa, Arthropoda, Ostracoda, Podocopida, Darwinulidae. The record is from the annotation of a GenBank genome assembly.
AUCGAUCAGUCGGCGUCGUGCGAACAACGAAUAAGAUACGACUGCUCCGCGGUGGUCCCGAACGAAGGCGAUACUCCGUAUUCCUGGUGGCUCGACCGACACGGCCGACCUCGGUAUCACUGGGACGAAGCGGACGCCGUAGAACACGCGAGCGACUGCGGCCUCUCUCACGACAGCAUCGAUCCCACACGACGUUGCAACAACGAUGCAAGAGCCCUGCAACAGGAGGCGGACAUAGGAAUCAUCGCCGAUCCGACGGCACUCCCCAUCGUCGAGUUACGGUUCGGAGGGGUGCAAACUGAGGGUCAGAAAGCGAAUCACACUCUGGGUGGAUUGGUUUGUCGGGGUCGCGCUACCCCAUCGGCGAACCCUCCGACUUCGUGCUCGUCUCUUCGUCGGGCUGGGAACACUGGAACAGGUUACCAUUUGAUCGGCAAGAAACGAGGGCGUUUGGAUGUCGUCCUCUGUCGAAUGGAUUUGGAAGAGACGGAUCCUGGAUUUCAAUUGGAGACCGAUGCAUUCAUACAGCAAGGGGGGGUUUAUUUCGAUGCGUAUCGAACGACUUCUUGGGAUAACUGGGACUGGAUAAUUCCAUUCGAUGGAACGGAAGUGAACAUUGGUGAAGCCAUGGAUCCGAGCACCGGGAUUUUUACGGCACCUCAGGAUGGGAUCUACGCUUUUCAUUUGCAUUGCUGGACUCGUGUAGUGAAUCACACUCCAAAUCACCCGCAGGGGAACUUGAUCACGAUCAGGAAAAAUGGAGAAGAGGCAGCGGAAUUGAUAACUCAAGAAAUAGACAUAAAUGAUAAUCAAGUCCAGAUCAACGACCAGAUGCCGGGCCAAUCGAUACUGCUUGACCUCAGUGUGGGAGACGAAGUUGAUAUCUUCCUGAAUCUUGGAGAAACAUACGCGGAUUUCAGUGAUCCGGGGCGCUCCUUACAUUUUGUUGGUUACCUAUUGUAUCCCCUGUAAAGAAAGGAAGGAUUGAUGCUUUAUCGAUCGUGGUCCGUUCUGAGGGACCGAUUUCCGGGAGUUAUUUUUCUUCUAUCUGACUAAUCCUAGCAUUUUCCGUUCGUUGAUUUUUUUUCCGCCCGAAAUUAAUGGCGAACCUGACUUUUGCACCAUACGAGUCCACUGUUUUCCUCAUGGCGUUUGCAAAGCUCAUUAAAUUUGUAAAUUUCGAGAACGUCGAGAAAGAAGAUUGAGUGUUCAAUUCAUGCGCUGCAUUUCAAAUGUAUUUAACUCAUGAAACCAGAUGAAAACUAUUUACAUUGAAUGGG